This is a messenger RNA of Vitrella brassicaformis, 9182 nucleotides long. The record is from the annotation of a GenBank genome assembly. NCBI's taxonomy places the organism in Eukaryota, Vitrellaceae.
CGCAUUCAUUCACUGAGAGUCACACCUGUGUUCGUUAUAUAAUGGUACACCCAUGCAUGCCUGCACGUCUGCAUCAUGGCAUGGCAUCGCUUAAACUUCAACUCCAGCUUCACUCACUCACUCACUCAGAUUGGAAAACGCACCACACCGCGGACAGACAGGGCAAGGAAGGAAAACGCAUUCGAAUGUGUGUACCUAGCUACGUACACGCGCUUGUGUGUAUGUUAUGUGAGAAGGCUCGACUCACUCUCAUUGCAAUCUGUUUAGCACGGGAGGGAACAAAGGGCAGGCACAGGACGAUGACUGACGUACGGGUGGGAUGGAUGGAGAAAAACGUGGAGGAAGAAAAGGCGAACAAUGUAUGUAUGCAUGGCUUCCUUCCUUACACUUCCAUACAGCCUACCUAGCCCAGCCCCCCUCUACAGCUAGCUGACCUGACGACGAUCUAAAGCCAUACAUCACCCACCCCAGCCAGCCCACACACGCACCGUAGCCACACAGCCAUGGAUGUGAUGCACCACAUGACACACACACAUUUAGCCAGCCUUUCCUGCAGAUCACCAAUCAGUCAGCCCAAUCAGUCAGUCAGAGUAAGUGUCCCGGUUCGAUCCGUCUGAGGGACCUCAGGAGCGUCUCGUACUUCUUCUGCUCCUUGUCGGCAUGGCCGCCGCCGCUCUUGCGAGACACGAACUCGGCGUCGUUGGCGUCAUCGCCCCCCUCCACCCACUUGUCCCGGACACGCAUAAUCUGCUCCUCCCAUGUACCCUGAUGGAUGAAUGGAUGAAUGACCGGAUGAUCGGAUGAUUGGCUGGCUGGCUGCCCUACGUGCGUUGGUGACCUACCCGCAGAAUGACGUGUUCCACAUGCACCGUCCUGAGUGCGCCCACACGGUGCGCCCUCGAUAUCACCUGCUUCUCGACGUCUACACACAACACACACGGACUCGUACCGUACGUGUACAGAGAGAGUGACGCCACCAGACAGGCAUCAUGCGUUCUGCCCUUCCUUACUGUAGUCGAGUACAGGGUCGAGGAUGAAUACGUGUGAGGCGCAUGAGAGGUCCAGUCCGUGGCUGCCCAGCUCCACACUCAGCAGCAGCACAGACACCUCGGGACACGACGUGAACCGCUCUAUGGCCACCUUGCGCUCGUUCGGCGGGGCCUGCAUCAAUCAAGGCACACACGACACGAGACAGACACGCAGUAGAAAGGAUGGAGACAUCGCUUAGCGAGAGGAAGGCCUGCCUGCCGUGUGCUGUGCUUUGUUGCCUGCCUGACUUACCUUUGGAUAGAACUUGGCACAAGCGAUACCUUUCUCAGCAAGCACCGUCGCAGCACACCUGACGACAGCAAGCAACCAAGCCCACCCCACCACAGCACCGCCAGAUCCACCCCCACCCGUUUGCUUCCUUCCUUCGUUUCCCACCCCUGGUCAUCGUCUCCACUCACCACAGCUGUUCCCACACCUGGGACACUACCAGCAGCUUCGGCUUCCGCCUUUUCCAGUGCAGCCGCCUCAAAUGUGCCAGAGGGCGGUUGUUGGGCCCCAGGUCGCCCUUCUCGGCCUCCCUCACGCACUCGAGGAUCCGCCGCACCACGUAACGCAGCUUGGAGCUGUGCUCGAUCCACGCACGCUCCACAUCGUCCAUCGGACCGUCACACGUCAUCAAAUCGGCCUGCUGGCUCAGCUGCUGCUGCUGCUGCUGGGUGGCCGAAGCUGAUGCUGAUGCUGAGGCGGGUGUGGAUGUGGACCGCAGGAUCUUGACCUCGAUGGACUUGGCCGUGUCGUCAAUGGUGGUGGACGGGGGGCUGGGCAGACACGAGAGGGCAUCGGUGGAUGAGGCGGCCGUCGACACCCCCUGGCUGCUGUGGGAGGGCGAGUGAACCAACGCAGAUGCCGACGCCGAUGCCGACGCGGACGACGAUCCGCCACUCGUGAAUGGCGACCCAGUGGUCACAUCAGGGGAGCCGCUAUCCAGCGAUACCAGCGCCAUCCUCUCGGUCCCCGAGUCGUCGGAGGUGCGCUGCCUCGUGACGGCCCCCAGCCCCUCGCCCCCGUGAUGGUGAUGAUGCUCCCUGCUGUCUUUGGCGCCCUUCAAGGUCUUCCUGUUGGUGUGGCCGCGGUUGGUGGUGCGGAUCUGGGAGGGCUUCCGUGAGAAGGAUAUCUGGCCGCUGAACUUGAGCAGCAGCCGGCCCCUGCCGCUGGUGGCUGGGGGAACGGCCGGGAGGGGGGAGGACAUCUCGUCGUCAUCACCGGUUGGGUGGCCAUGGUGCGUGUGGGGCGGGGGCGGCUGGAUGGGCGGUGGGGGCAUGGGGAGGGGCAUUGGCAUGGCGAUGGCCUGCAGGGCCUGGGUCUGGGUCAUGGUCAUCAUGUGCAGGGGGGGAUGGCCCUGCUGGAUGGCGCCGACCUGCUGACCCUGACCCUGCUGCUGUUGCUGUUGCUGCUGCUGCUGCUGCUGUGUGAUCACCUCAGAGAGCCGACCGAUCUCGCGCUGCAAGAGAAUAUACACACACACACAUAGACGUGGUGCAGAUGGUCAAGAAAGUGGGUGGGCAUCUUGACCAUUGCGUUUUUGUUUCUCGAGAGGUAUGCGGCCUUGACGACUCGUGGCGGCUCGGGUGUGUGUUCGAUGGGCGGCUGCAGUCUGUCGAAGAAGUCAGCCUCGAAAGGGUUGGCCUCGCCGCACUCGGGCAUCGGACACGUACGCUGCACUCCACGACGCAGCAGCUGACGGCACGGCAUGCACACACCACACACACACACACACGAGACAGCAGACGACAGACGAUGCGGCGAUGGUGCGUGGAUGGGUGUGGGUGUGGGUGUGUAUGUACCUACCUGGCCGGUGAGGGGGUCUCUCCGUGAGAGGCACUCGGUGCAGCUGAGGUGCAGGUGGGGACACGGCAUGAUCAGAGGGAACCGCACACGACCGUGGCCUGCACGCACACACACACACGGGGGGCAGAUACAUCCUCAUCCUGCCGUUGUCUGUCUGUGUCUGUGUCAGUCUGUCUGUCUGUCUGUACAUUUGUCGCAUUGAAAUGUCUGCCGCUCGUGGGAAUUCACAGCCUCGCACAUCUACACACAAAAGAGGCAAGAUAAUCCAUCCACACCGCCUCCCUCCCUCCCUGCAGGUCAGUCAGGUACCUACCUGUUCGAUUCUGCGUAAGCUGUCCUCUGUGAAUUGGUAAGGCGGCCUGAGCCAGCAGUACUGCGAUGGUGGCGGGAGGGGCGGCAGGCCCGCCAAGGUCGCCGGCGACAGGUGGUGCACGAACUGACUCGGGUUCUUACGAUCAAAUGUCAGCUGCAUGCACACACACGCCAUACACAGCGACACAUCACAUGGGGUGUGCGUGCGUACUCUUUCGAGGGGAUGUGUGGGUGUGUUGGAUUGUGUGGUUGGUUGAAGCUUUGCUGCAGUGGUGCACUGCAGUGCACUGCAUACCAUGUAGAUGGUUUCGCGUAUGAAGUUUGGGUGUAUGUUGAGGUUGCUGUGGCUGGGGAAGGCGCACGCGUUGCGCAGAUUCCAUAUCGCCUCGUCAGCACGCUUCCGGUUCGCUGAACCAGCAGAGCCACACAGCAACACACUGUCACUGCCGGCUGUGCUGUGUGCGUGUCUGUCUGCACACAUAACAUACCUGGGUGCAGCAGACUGUCUGGGUUGCUUCUCUCGUAUAGUGUGCAGAAGAGGUUGCGCAUGACGAUCUCCACUAUGUCGUUGUAGCUGUUGCGCUCAACCUACACACACACACGUGGUGUGGUGUAUUGUGUUGCGUUGUCGUGCUCACCUCGUCCGGCGUGAGUUGAAUCUCUGUUUGUUUGAGUGGUGGCAGAAACUGCACCUUGGCCUUGCAGUGCCGGAUGACCACACCUCGCAGCGCCUGGUACAGACGGAACCCUCCAACCACCUCACCACGCUCAAACCUGUCACAAAAGGGUAGGAAAAUAGUGCUGUGACCUUUUGGCGCGCUCUCUCUCUCACUCUGUGUGAGUGUGUGUGUUUGUGUUUGAGUGCUGUGCUCUUACGGUCUUCUGAUUUGCGCGACGAAUGCGGGGAGUGGUUUGGUGUUUUGCUGUAUGUAUGUGGCCUUGUCGAAGGGGACGGCCAGGGGAUGUUUGAGGAACCAGAGGAGACUGCACAGACUCGUGAGCCCCUCCUUGGUGGCGCGGGGGUGGGGCGUCCCCGUCAUGAUCCACCUGAUAGAUAGGCACACACAACACAGAGAGGGAAAGGAUCCUUCAACGCCUCUGUGUGUGUGUGUGUGUGUGUGUGUACCUCCGUUCGCAGACGAGUUCUCUGCAGAGGUCGGCAUGGUGGGCCUCGACUGAGGAGCCCAUGACGUGGCCCUCGUCUAUCACCAUCCGCAGCCAAUACACACCCAACAGAGGCGACUGACGCCUGCACGCACACACACACACAUAAACACACACACACACACACCCCGCCAUGCACUCACUUAUCGCUGUGUGCUCAUGACAUUUCCUUUCUCACACUCACCUGUCGAGAUAUUCCCUCUGCCUCAGCCGCGACAUCCCCCUUUGCUGCUGCUGCUGAGUGGUAGGGCUCUCGUAUUCGAGAGCAUGGUCGUCCCCCGUCACGUCUUCAUCGACGUCCAUAUCCACAUCACUCACGUCCCCCGACUGGUCGAACUCAGGCGCCAUACAACCACUCGGCCACUGGACGGGCACGUACAGGUCGUUGCCAGGGGUGGAUGAGUCGAUGACCGGCUGGGCGUGGCCGUCGGGCGACAGUGUGAUGGGAUGCAUCAGGACCUGCUGCUGCACGGCGUGUGUGACGGCGGUCUUGCGUCUCUUAAGGCUGCGGGCGUGGGCGUGGUGGGCCCGCCGCUGGAGGGCCGCCUGCUGCCUCGCUCUGUCCCACACGAUCUGGUCCACCGAAUUGGCCUCGGCCCUCUGGCCCACCUCCGGCACGGUGAUGCGCUCGGGCGACGCCAUGUCAGUCGAGUUGCGCUUGCGGACUCUCUCUGAGAAAGGAAAGACACACGGAUUGACGGGGGAGGGUGUGCAGUGUCCGACGUACGUGCGUACCAGUGGUUUUGUGCGGGAUGAAGUUCUGCUUUUUGCAUUUUUUGUAUUCGUGUGUGAGGACAUUUUGGGCGAUGAUGACGAGGAGGCAUGAGGCCAGCUCGAAGCGGCUGGGGAUCCUGGCCUUGGUGCUGGCUAUCACCAGGAUACGAUCUGAUGGAUGGAUGGACGGACGCACAGACAGACAGACAGACAGACAGACAAGGGAGUGUGCCCGUGGUGUGUGUGAAAUUCCCCUGUGUGUGUGUGCCUGACUCUGUGUGUGUACCUUUGAACAUGUCCCCGAACCAUUUCUUGACCUCCGCCACCCAGUGAUCCACCAUGUGGGGCGGCACAACCUGUACGAAAACCCACACAGGGCAGCAACGCACAUUCUGGCGUCUCGUCUCGUGUCCUCCCCCACCCUCCCCCCGCCCAAGCCUCUCGUCUCUCACCACGAGUGUCGCCCUGGAGAGCACCAGGGGCAGCUCAGCACACCGCCGCAGAAGCAUGCCGUCCUUGAUAGUGCGGCUCACACCACCCACACCCACACCCCCACUGUUGAUACCACCUCCAUCGCCGUCGCGAGAUCGCCCCCGGGUGCGCCGCUGCUGCUGCUGUUGUAGCUUGAGUCGUAUGCUCCUCUGGCCCAGCGGCAGAUCGUCGCUCCACUCAUCCCCCUGACCCUGAUCUGGGUCGGGGUCUGUCUGGUCGGCCAUCAUGGCCAAUGCAUUGGUGGGAGGGGAGGGAGAGGGGGAGGGGUCCGGGGAGGGGGUGAGCGCGGGGGUGGGCGCGGUGGCGACCAUCAUCCCUUCUGCCAGAUGCUGCUGCAAUGGAAAUGGCAACGGCAGUGGCAAAGAUGGCUGUGGCUGUGGCUGUGGUUGGGGGAGGGGGAGGGGGAGGGAAAGGGGAGGGAAAGAGGCAGCGCUUUCUCCUCCUCCUCCUGCUGCUGCUGGUGGUGGUGGUGGUAGUGCUGUUGCGGUACUCACGUCGAUGUCUCGAGCAUGCUGGGGAGUCUCGUCGCGUGACGAGUCGACAGCAGGCAUAGACACGUCCCUGCCCGACUGCUCCCGGGACAACGGCGGCUUGGAUGAAGUGCCGGGGCUUUUGCUGGGCGGUGAGAGAAUGUCCGCCAGGGCCUCGAUCUGCGGCGGUAGAGAGAUCGAUGCCGAGCCGGUCAGGGACGAUAUCUGAAGGCAAAACGAGACGCACACAGAGGUGGGGGAUGGGCGUAUCCCCCAGCCGUAUUGCUCAUGUCUGGCUGAUCCGCUCACUGACCUGCCUGGCCCCCUCGAGUGCGCCAUCAGGCAUGACGAGCGUCACAUUGCCGCCGUUCCAGUUCCAUCGACACAGCGCCCUGUGCCACGAGGGCGGGCUCGUCAACGCUGCGUUGCGACCCCUCGACCGCUUCUUGGCCCCCUUGCCCGCCUUGCCGCCCCCACCACCGCCCCGCGUGUGUGUGGGGUGAAGGAGUGGGUUGCGAUGGGGGUCCUCAAACGCACUGGGGGUGCCUGCAGACGGCAAACAUCAUGGUCGUACGGUGCUGGUGCUCGUGUGUCCUUUGUUUCUCAGCUACUGACUGACUGACCGUAGUCGACGAGUGUGGCGAAGACGUCGCUUGCAGGCAUGUUGUAGGUGGGGUGGCCUGCAGGCCACACGCAUACACACGCAUACACAUAGGAUGCAUGUGACGUGUGGUGCACACACAGGUGUGGUGUGUGGUGCAUUCCCUCUGGCCUUGUGCGCACCGCACCGUCGGGUAUCUGGGGCACCACGUUGACCGACUUGAGAAUCAAACUCAGAAUGCACACCGUCUUGCCAAGACCAGGCUGUCGAUUAAUGACGCAUACCGUACACACAGACAAAUCAGUCAGCGCAGCGCAUGUGCCAAAUCAGUCAGUCAGCCAGCCACCCACCUCAUCGCAGAAGAGCCCUCCUCUGGGCAGCUUGAGCACAUUGCCGUCGCCCCUUUCCCGCCAGCCCCCACUGACGCCCAGCAGCAUCCACGAGGCGUCCUUGUUGGUGUGCCGGUUGAUGUACAGCGACACACCCGUACCCUCACACACAUCGCCAUCGCCACCAUCGCCAUCGCCCUCCUGCUGCGGCUCCUGGUGGUGGGUGCUCAUACUGCGGGCGAGUGCGUGGCCGACAAGCGACGGGUGGCUGGCACCGACGGCCGUGAGGGAGAGGGGGUACGCGUCUUCACCUUCUUGCACACCGUCUUCGGGCGGCAGCACCGGGUAGAUCUGGUCAAAGAGCCUCUGGAAGAUGGCCUCGCUCUCGCCCUCUCCUUGCUCAUCACUACCACCCCCACCAUGGGCGACGUGGGUGUGCCAUUGUGGCCAUAUGGGCAGCUCCAUCCACAUGGCAGCGAAGCUCAUGGGGUGGCCGGCGUGCUGGCAGAACCUGUAGCACUCGCCCAUCGCCACCCCUACUCCGUCCGGCGACUGCUGCCGAGCUGCCCUCUCCCGGUUGCGGAGCCACAGCAGGCUGUGCUGCUGGUGAGCAAACAGGCCGCCCUUGACUGCCUGGGCGCUGCUUGGGUGAGGGGGCGUGGGAGGGGGCGUGGGGGUGGUGCUGGGACGGAUGGGCUCGCCUCUGGGUGUGGCGGGGGGUGUGGGAGUGCUGGACGAUGCGGGCGUCGCCUCCAUGGGCACGGGUGCGUGUCUUGAGGCCGCCGUGUGGUGUAGGUGUUGUGGCUGCAUCUCGCUCUCUUCGCCGCGGACGAGGAGUGAUGAGAGGUAGAGAGGGAGGCCGGGCACGAUGCCCUCGGUGAGCGCAAAGCCGUCGCGACACGUCGACGCUGCACAGCACAGCACAGAUGGUAUGAUGUAACGACAUCACAACGCCCCGCACCUCUUGCCCUACCUACCGGUUGCCUGCAGGCUGAUGGAGUCGAGUGCCGAAAAAAUGAGCCGCAGGUUGUCCUCUGGCAGCCGCAACACGUGGCCCACGGACACCGGGGGAUGGACAGAUGCUGGUGGGGUGUGGGGGUGGGGGUGGGGGUGGGUGUCGAUGUGGGCGGGGCCGCCUCCUCCCUGAGCAUGGGGCUGUCGUGUGCCGCACAGCAGCCUGUCGGGCUUGUUGAAGGGCGCCAUGUCGUCCUCGACGCGAUCAAACAAAUCAGACAUCUCCUGUACAGACAGAGAGAGGCAUCCAGACAGACACAGAGAGAUAGCGGAGUGUCAUAGUGUUUGUGUGUGUGUGUGUGUGUGUGUAUGUGUGUAUGUGGCGUCUGUUGCCAUUACCAGCUUGCCGAGCUCCUCUGUGUGCUCAAGGCAGCCUGCACACACACAGACACAGACAUACAUCCAACAACCGAGCACACAAUACACACUGCAUCCUUCCCUCCCUCCCUCCCUCCCUCCCUCCCGGUGUUGGCCAGGUCCCUCACUCACCAACAACGCCGCAAGUCGGUCUCUCCCCCGCCACGACAGCGCCAUUGUUCCCCUGCCGCCUGGCGUUCAGGUCCCUCACAUACUCGCGAAACUCACCGAACAGCCGCAGCUCCUCCUCAGCCCGCCGGUCACCCGCACUCUCACUCACACUCACGCCCUCACUCUUGAUGGGUUUGAGGUGAGUGAACACAAACAUCUCCUUCUCGCGCAUCGGCGACCCCAGCUUGAAUGAGAACCACCGGCUCAGGUUCAUCCACACAUACACCUCAACGGCUGCAUGGGCGGGGUCGGGAUGGUGGCUAUCCUGGAGGUCAGAGCCAUCCGUUUCCUCAGUAUCUGUCGGUGGCGCAGUGGAGGAGGUCGGCCUGACGAUGAGUGCGUCGAGUCGGCGGCCAUCGCAGAUCGAGGCGAGUGCGCUGAGGAAGGGCGCCAGCUCACACGAGGCCAACUGAAGGAAGGUAUCAAACAAACAGCACAGCCGAGGGGGAACAGGUGAGUGAGUGAAUGGACACAGUAGCGUGAAUUGCUUCUCUGUCUGUCCGUUUGUCUGUCUGUCUGUCUGCCUGGCCUGUGUGUGUACCUGUGGUUUGUGCGCAGACAGCCAUCCGUCCGCCGCGGGGUAGUGGUAGCACUGUAGCCUCCCCACAGGCACCCACGCGUUCCUCCGCAUCGAAUGCAUCUUACGCAGCUAAGCUACCAGGCCGCCCGCAAUGUUGCCCGCAGUCUCAGCCGCCUCCGCAAAGCUGACGAGCACAAGGU